AUGGCCGGGGGAAGGCGAGGGCUGGUGGCGCCUCAGAACACGUUCCUGGAGAACAUCGUGCGAAGGUCUAACGAUACUAAUUUUGUCCUGGGUAAUGCCCAGAUCGUGGAUUGGCCCAUUGUCUACAGCAAUGAUGGAUUUUGCAAGUUAUCAGGAUAUCACAGAGCAGAAGUUAUGCAAAAAAGCAGCACCUGCAGUUUUAUGUAUGGAGAGCUGACAGACAAAGAUACAAUCGACAAGGUCCGGCAAACAUUUGAGAACUAUGAGAUGAACUCCUUUGAAAUCUUGAUGUACAAGAAGAACAGAACACCUGUCUGGUUCUUUGUGAAAAUUGCUCCAAUUCGAAAUGAGCAGGAUAAAGUGGUUUUAUUUCUUUGCACUUUCAACGACAUAACGGCUUUCAAGCAGCCCAUUGAGGAUGAUUCAUGUAAAGGUUGGGGGAAGUUUGCCCGCUUGACGCGUGCCCUCACGAGCAGCAGAGGGGUGCUGCAGCAGCUUGCUCCCAGCGUGCAGAAAGGAGAGAACGUUCACAAGCACUCAAGACUUGCUGAGGUCUUGCAGCUGGGUUCUGAAAUCCUCCCACAGUACAAACAAGAGGCACCAAAGACUCCACCGCAUAUAAUUUUGCACUAUUGUGUAUUCAAGACUACCUGGGACUGGAUCAUCCUGAUUUUAACCUUCUACACUGCUAUUUUGGUCCCUUACAAUGUCUCCUUUAAAACCAAACAGAACAACGUGGCGUGGCUGGUAGUGGACAGCAUUGUAGAUGUCAUUUUCCUGGUUGACAUUGUGCUCAAUUUCCACACCACCUUUGUGGGGCCGGCAGGGGAGGUGAUCUCUGACCCCAAGCUGAUCCGCAUGAAUUACCUGAAGACCUGGUUUGUGAUUGACCUGCUCUCCUGCCUGCCAUAUGAUGUCAUCAAUGCAUUUGAGAAUGUUGAUGAGGGCAUCAGCAGCCUCUUCAGUUCCCUCAAAGUGGUCAGGCUGCUCCGGCUGGGUCGCGUGGCUCGCAAGCUGGACCACUACAUCGAGUACGGGGCGGCCGUGCUGGUGCUGCUGGUGUGCGUGUUCGGGCUGGCGGCGCACUGGCUGGCCUGCAUCUGGUACAGCAUCGGCGACUACGAGGUCAUCGACGAGGACACCAACACCAUCCGCACCGAGAGCUGGCUCUACCAGCUGGGAGAGUCCAUCGGCACGCCCUACCGCUUCAACACCUCCGGCUUCGGCAAGUGGGAGGGCGGGCCCAGCAAAGAUUCCGUCUACAUCUCCUCGCUCUACUUUACAAUGACCAGCCUCACCAGCGUGGGAUUCGGGAACAUCGCUCCCACGACGGAUGGGGAGAAGAUCUUCGCUGUGGCUAUGAUGAUGAUUGGCUCCCUUCUGUAUGCCACCAUUUUUGGUAACGUGACAACCAUAUUUCAGCAAAUGUACGCUAACACAAACAGAUACCACGAAAUGCUGAACAGCGUCCGGGACUUUUUAAAGCUCUACCAGGUCCCCAAAGGACUCAGUGAACGUGUGAUGGAUUACAUCGUUUCCACCUGGUCAAUGUCCAGAGGAAUAGAUACUGAAAAGGUUUUGCAGAUUUGCCCCAAGGACAUGAGAGCAGAUAUCUGUGUUCACCUGAACCGCAAGGUUUUCAAGGAGCACCCCGCCUUCCGGCUGGCCAGCGACGGGUGCCUGCGGGCCCUGGCCAUGGAAUUCCAGACGGUGCACUGUGCCCCGGGAGACCUCAUCUACCACGCCGGGGAGAGCGUCGACAGCCUCUGCUUCGUGGUCUCGGGCUCCUUGGAAGUGAUCCAGGAUGAUGAAGUCGUCGCUAUAUUAGGCAAAGGAGACGUUUUUGGUGAUGUGUUCUGGAAGGAGUCGACUCUCGCCCAGUCCUGUGCCAAUGUAAGGGCUUUGACUUACUGUGAUCUUCAUGUGAUUAAAAGGGAUGCCUUGCAGAAAGUGCUGGAGUUCUACACUGCCUUUUCACACUCCUUCUCCAGAAAUCUCAUUUUGACCUACAACUUGAGAAAAAGGAUUGUGUUCCGGAAAAUCAGCGACGUCAAGCGGGAGGAAGAGGAGAGGAUGAAGAGGAAGAACGAGGCGCCUCUGAUCUUACCCCCGGACCACCCGGUGCGGCGGCUGUUCCAGAGGUUCAGGCAGCAGAAGGAAGCGCGGCUGGCGGCGGAGAGGGGCCGCGAUCCGGACGAGCUGGAUGUGGAGAAGGGCAAUGCCGUCGGGGAGCAAUCCUCCGCUCGCGCGGUGGUCAAGGCCAGCGUGGUGACGGUCCGGGAGAGCCCGGCGACGCCGGUGUCGUACCAGCCCGCCUCCACCUCCGCGGCCUCCGACCAGGCCAAGCUGCAGGCCCCGCCGGCGGAGCACGCGGCGGGCAAGGCCUCGGGGGACUACCCGCGCCGCAAAGGCUGGGCCAAGUUCAAGGAAGCCUGUGGGAAGGGUGAAGACUGGAACAAGGUCUCUAAAGCAGAGUCCAUGGAGACUUUACCUGAGAGAACUAAAGCUUCAGGAGAAGCUACCCUGAAGAAGACGGACUCUUGUGACAGUGGCAUUACAAAAAGUGACUUGCGCUUGGAUAACGCCGGGGAGACGAGAAGCCCGCAGGACCACAGCCCGGUCCUCACCGAGGUCAAGCAUUCCUUUUAUCCCAUCCCAGAACAGACUCUUCAGGCCACCAUGCUAGAAGUGAAACAUGAGUUGAAAGAGGACAUCAAGGCUUUAAACACAAAAAUGACCAAUAUAGAAAACCAGCUUGCUGAGAUACUUAGGAUAUUGACCUCAAGAAGAAGCUCCCAGUCACCCCAGGAGUUGUUUGAAAUAUCAAGGCCCCAGUCUCCAGAAUCAGAAAAAGACGUGUUUGGAGCUAGCUGAGGUGUUUCUUUUUAAAAACAAACAAACCGACAAACAAAGGAACAGCCCCCUAACACUUUACAUUUAAUCUUUCUUGAAAACAAGUGAGGGAUCCGUUCACUAAGCAUGUUCCCUCUGUCUAAAAAGGUAUGGUAACAGGAAUUGCAACCUCAUGUCAAGAUGGCAGCUGACUUUGAAGCCUUUUUGACAGCAAGGGUACAGUUUCUAAAGUUUUUCUUUCCUCCCUUUGUCCUCAUUCCCCCCCAGCCCCUUUCUCUCCCUUGGGAUGUUGGAAUAAGAAUUCUGACAGCAGUAGCCAUCCCCGUGAGCCCCGGGUGAUCUCUGAGGUUUUUGGAGCAUGCCUUAUGUCCUUGGCUCGGGUUAUGCCUAUAUGAAUGAGCACUUGCCAGGGUGCUUAUCUUUUCAGUGUUUGGUGGGUUGUUUGUUCUUUUGUUUUGUUGCUGCUGACACUGUCUCAGUCACCUCUACAGCACGUUGGAUGUCACAGUAUAUUUUCAUAAAGCUGUAAUGAUGUAAAGAGCGGUAGGAGACAUGUAUUUCAUUGUGUGCUGAAGUUUCUUUUGGGUAGUCAAGGAAGGGCUAAUAAGAUGAAAAAAAAUACUGUACUUUUUAAUUUCAAACUGACAUAUUGCUAAAACAAUUACAUUUGGCAACAUCUUCAAAAAUAGCCAUAGUAUUUCAGAUCUGCUAAUAAAUGGGAUCUUCCACACUGUCAUUCACUGAAUCAAGGAUAUAUUUUUUUCAAACCUU
Messenger RNA from Haemorhous mexicanus (house finch), 3624 nucleotides. It is a transcript of the gene KCNH1, whose product is annotated as potassium voltage-gated channel subfamily H member 1. Gene Ontology annotation, molecular function: delayed rectifier potassium channel activity. The record is from RefSeq and is a predicted model, not a curated record. Bases 1 to 2874 code for a protein of 957 amino acids. Gene Ontology annotation, cellular component: membrane. NCBI's taxonomy places the organism in Eukaryota, Metazoa, Chordata, Aves, Passeriformes, Fringillidae. Gene Ontology annotation, biological process: potassium ion transmembrane transport; regulation of membrane potential. The transcript is spliced from 11 exons.